AUGAGCUGUAGACAAAGUUCAUCCUACUUCUCUCAAACCCGCAGCAGUGGGGGAGGAGGAAGCCUGAAAGGUUCUGGAGGGGGGAGCUAUAGCAUGAGGUCCUCUUCAACCAGCCGAUUUGGAUCUGGUGGCAUGGGAGGAGGAGGAAGAUUUUCUUCAGGCAGCAGUUAUGGCAGGAGUGGUGGCAGCAGUGGGGGAUCUUGUGUCAUGCGUAGUGGAGGCAGCUCCAGUUUUGGGGGAGGCUAUGGUGGUGGUGGUGUAGGAGGCUCCAGCUUUGGAAGUCACUCAAGUAGUGGCUAUGGUAUGUCCAAGGGCUUUGGUGGUGGUUCUGGGGGCUUUAGCAGUGGCUCUAGUGGUGGCUUUGGAGGUGGCAUGGGAGGCAGUGGCAUGGGGAGCUAUGGUGGUGGCAUGGGAGGCAGUGGUAUGGGGGGCUAUGGUGGUGGCAUGGGAGGUGGUGAUAGUAGCCUCUGGAAUGGAGGUGGAGAGAAGGCUACUAUGCAAAACCUCAAUGAUAGACUGGCUUCCUACAUGGAAAAGGUGCGUUCCCUGGAGGAUAGCAAUGCAGAUCUGGAGGAAAAGAUUUGGAAUUGGUAUGACACCCAUGGUCCUCAAGCAUUCAGAAAGGAUUAUGGUCAUUACUACAAGACCAUCAAGGACCUAAAGGACCAGAUUCUCGAUGAAACAAUGGAUAACAACAAAACCAUGCUGGAUCUUGACAAUACUCGCAUGACACUUGAGGACUUCAGGAUGAAAUAUGAGAUGGAACUGGGUCUAAGACAAGGAGUGGAAACAGAUAGCAAUGGAAUGAGAGCUGUUCUGGAUGAUCUCACCUUGCAAAAGUCUGAUCUUGAGAUGCAACUUGAGACUCUACAGGAUGAACUGCAAUCCCUCCAGAAGAACCAUGAAGAGGAGAUGAAUGGAUUAACUGGACAGAACGGUGGUGAUGUCAGUGUGGAGAUGAAUGCUGCACCCGGUGUGGAUCUGACCCAGACCCUAAAUGAAAUGCGGGAACAGUAUGAGCGUGUUGUUGAACAGAACCGCAAGAAACUUGAGGAUCAAUAUGAGUCUCAGAUGACUCAAAUAAGCCAAGAGGUGACAACCAGCAGCCAACAGAUAGAGACCAGCAACAAGGAGUUAACUGAGACCCGGCACAAUGUCCAGAACCUGGAGAUAGAACUACAGUCCCAACUCAGCUUGAAAGACGCCCUGGAGAAGAGUCUGGAGGACAUAAAGAACCAAUAUUGUAGACAGCUGGCCCAGAUCCAGCAGCAGAUUGGUUCAAUUGAAGACCAGUUGAAUGACAUCCGAGGAGAGAUGGAAUGUCAGAGCCAGGAGUACAAUAUCCUGCUGGAUGUUAAAACAAGACUAGAGAGGGAAAUUGCUACCUACCGUAAUCUGCUGGAGGAAGGACAGCAAGACAUAGUCCCAGAAGAGAUACUGAAAUUCCUGAGAAAUUCCAUACUUGCCUCCAGCUGAGCUACUUCUGGGCAAUCCUUGGAGGUAGUGUCAUUUCACAUGGAGGCCAGGACCAGCAGACAAUGCUGAGAACACCAGGAAUAGUAUCUUGUGGUAGUUGAAUAGGUCCCACAGAAGGAUCCCUGUAAACCUGCCUACCUGCUCCCUUGGUUGCCUUGGAUACCCCUUGAUCUCUACUUCUGUUCAGAGUUGUAAGGUGUCUUACACCCUACCUGACAUUUAUUCCUGAAUAAAAGCUUUCCUUCUGCA
Molecule: messenger RNA, 1725 nt
Organism: Monodelphis domestica (gray short-tailed opossum)
Lineage: Eukaryota; Metazoa; Chordata; Mammalia; Didelphimorphia; Didelphidae
Source: RefSeq, a predicted model, not a curated record